Messenger RNA from Pecten maximus, 2173 nucleotides. Its product is annotated as kinetochore protein Spc24-like. The transcript is spliced from 5 exons. Lineage: Eukaryota; Metazoa; Mollusca; Bivalvia; Pectinida; Pectinidae. The record is from RefSeq and is a predicted model, not a curated record. Bases 16 to 696 code for a protein of 226 amino acids.
AUAUAAGACAGCUUCAUGGAUGAGCGCUCCAGGCCAGGGCUAGCCACUGAGCUUGGUGGUCAGGGAUUACUGCUGUCCAGGAUGGAUGACACAGAGAAUUUAACCAGCUUCAAUAAAUUCUUGAGUAUACAACAGGAGAUUGCAGCAAUUCUAAGUAACACUGACUGGAAUAACACAAAACCCCUUGGGCAGCUGCAGACUGUGUGGAAAGAGAUAAGAACGAUCAGGGAAUCGCAACAAGAUCAAAUCAAAAGACUUGUCAAAGCAUGGCAAGAUUAUGAACAUGUUGAGGCUAGUAAAACAACAUGUGGGCAGGAUGCUGCUCAGAUAUUGUCACAAGAGGAAUCAGUACAAGGGGAGGUAACCCAAGCAAAGCAGUCACUCAUAAGAUCUAAGGAAGAAUAUGAAGAUGUCCAACAGAAGCUAGAGACCAGCAAGUCUGAGCUGAACCAACUGCUGAAAGAUAGAGAAGUUGUAGAGAAACAGACAACCCAGUCACUUCCAAAGGCCAGAUAUGAUGUGAACCUGUACAUGAAUAUCACAAAUAUAAGAUGGCAGUUUGACAGUGACCCAGAGGAAGUGAAAGGCUUUGUUUGCAACAAGAAUGAUGUCAAACCCUUCUCCCUGAACAGCAAACAAGUGUCCAAGUUUUUCAUCUCGAAUUAUUUGUGGGACCUGAUAGAGGAAGACUGGUGAACACCAAGAACAUCAUGUUUAGGACCAUGAAACAGGCAGGAUAAUCUUCCUGUCCUCUGGCUAUUAUAGAGCUGUGAACUCUCAUACAGCACCUACUAACUAAAGUGUUCAAUAGCAUGGUAAAGGCUGUCCAUUUGACAGCUCAUUCUACCAUUGGUGCUAUAGAUAAGUGAGCUAAAUCUAAUAUCAAAUGAGAGUUAAAACUGUAUCACAUCUGAUAAAAAGACGUGGUAUCAUGUGAACUUAUCUCCGCAUGAAUAGUUUACACAACUCUAUACAUUGUAUUAACAAAGUAACAAGAAAUUUGCUUUAGGUCUUCUUAGCAUGUUUUGAUCAAAUUUUAUACAAAGGUAAAGUAUGAGAAUACUUCAAAGCAGGAAAUCAAUUAAGUUCACAUUGAAAGCCAACUUUUAUCAAAAUUAUGAGAUUGCCUUGGUUGCUUUCAUGUUUAUUUGAUACUAGGUCACUGCUACUGAAAAUACUUUGGAGACAAUGUUUCUGUUAAUAGUCAAGUGGUUUCAAACUCUUGAUAGUGAUUGAAAUGAAAUUCAUGAGUUAUCACCUGCAUCUGUGAAGAUUAUAUUUAAACUACACUAUAUAUAGGGGGUAAUUCUAAAUAUGUUUGAGAGCAGUUGGUUAUAUAUGUAAUUUACAAAUGCUACUCUGGCCAUUUAUGUCAUGGAUACAGACAUAUAGGGAUUUAUUUCUAGUGUAUCAAUAUAACUAGUUGGUAAAGUUCAAUACAUUUUGCAAAUUUAAUUAGCAGGGAUACUUUGGGGUAUUAGGCUGUAGUGUUGCAAUCAAGGUUAACACUUGUUAUGUUGUACAAUUGCAAUUUGUACCUUUCAUACCUGUGUAAUUUACUUUUCAAAAAUACAACACUUACCGCCUCAUUACAACACUUGGGAUCACUGCCUUAUACUUUCUUUCGUUCCUUUCUUCUCUUUCUUAGCUUCCUUCUGUUUUCUUUUCUUCUACUAGAGUUUUCUUUACUCCGAUCCUCAACCUUGGCUUUUACUCUCUUCUUGACACUAGUCCACAUACAACCCAGGCUGGUGGUGUCUCCUUGACGCCUGUCCACAUAUGAUCCUGACUGACAGUGUCUCAUUGACCCCUGCUCAUAAAAUAUAUGACUCUGGCUGUCGAUGUCUCUUUGGCCCUGGUCCACACAUGACCCUGGCUGGUGGUGUCUCCCUGACACCAGUUCACAUAUGACCCUGGCUGAUAGCGUCUCUUUUACCCCGAACCACACAUAUGACCCUGAUUGGUGGUGUCCCCUUGACACCUGUUCACAUGUGAAUGUACCAUGUAGGUAUUGUGUAUAUAAAACAUAAUGAUAGGUUUUAACUUCUACAUGUAUAUUGUUAGAUAAUUCCUAUUCUGAGGCAGUUUGUGGUUGAAUCGCAUUCUCCGAGUAUCGAUAUGGAUGCAUUACAAUUUACGUUGUACAUGUAUAAUAAAACUAGAUUUUACUUUG